AUGGAUUUCCCUAGGGGGGCUUCUCCCCCUUUCGCCGAUGCAGUGGCCUCGUGCCUGACUUACCAUGGGGGACCGCUGGAUCUUAGUGUUUCUUUGGCCCUUCAGUGCGUUGAUGCCUGCUCAACCAGCCGUGACAAUACGAGAUAUCUGCUUUCCCAAGCUGCAGAAAAGCUGAGACAAGGCUCCGACCCAGAAGGCAUGUACAGGGCCCUAGAGCUGGUGGAGAUCUGCGUGAAAAACAAUGGCCUAGACUUUGCACGACACAUGGACGAGCACUUUCUCCGAUCGAUGGCGAAGGUUCUCAAGAUCGCCGUUUGUUCAUCCUGGAGUCGCGACGGAUCCUAGAAUCCACUUUGGUAGCUGUAUGAUGUGGGCGCAGACUCCUUUGUGCUCUACCAAGAGCGGUGCCCCGCCCUCUUUGCAAUGUACAGGAAGCUGCGGAGCAAAGGGGUAGAAUUCCCGCAGAUUGAUCGAUCGCAAAGGUAUCUCGUCAAGAAUGCAGAGGAAUCACCUGCCUUCAGCGUUCCGCGACAUGCAGUUGGCCAAUUACGGCAGUCCCUUGCCAUCCUCGCCUCCCCGGGGGCCCCUCUUUCCCGGCGCCUCGCGGCGUACAGACACCUGAAGGCCUCCCGGGAGUCCCUCGGAGGGUGGCUGCAGUCUCUCUCCCAAACGGAUCAAGACAUGCAGCGCAACCUUUCCUCCUUAUCAGCGGGCCUAGAACUAGCUGACUACGUGGACAAGGAACUGGCGAAGGGGGAACCUUCAGAAGACAGGCUCGACGAGUCACGCCGCUCCUUGGAAGGCCGUCAGAAGGGGCCUCAGAAGGCCGUAGGCUCGUCAGAGGGGCCUCGAGGGGCCUCCAUCAGCCUCCUGGACCUAUCGCCAACAGAAACCCAAGAGGAUCAGGCCCCCUCUGCAGAGAGAGAGGCCUCGGCUGCUACCAGGGGCCCCUCCGUCCCCUCCGCUGGUGGGGCCCCCGACCUGUUGCCCCCAAGGGCUGGAGGCCCCUCCACCUUCGCCCUUCUCCCUCCGCCUCCGGCUUUCUCGACCCCUGCAGGAUCUGUGGUGGCUGCUGCCGAUAGAGUUAGCCAGGGGGCCUUCUCCGGGGGCCCCCCUCAGCAGGAUCCUUGGUCUGCUCUCAGCGACCUCUCGUGUGGAGGAAAAGGCUCUGCAGGGCCUCCUUCGCCGUGUUCUGGCUCCCGCUCUCCGGCAAAAACCCCCCUAUCCUCUGCCCCCAAUGGCAAGGGCCCAUCCGCCCCUUGGGCCUCGGGGCCUGCAGCAGGCUCGACUUCUCAGGGGGCCCCUGGGGGUUCCUCCGGGAUGGCUCCCCCACCUGGCGUCCUUCCAGAUUUGCAUCCAUGUGUCGCGUCUGUUGCACCCUCAACGCCAGGGCCCUCGAGUAGCGCCUCCGGAGCUGCUGCACCCUGGCACACGUUUUCUUUCGGGGAUUUCGUUGCUGCUAGCCCCCAGCAGGGGACUCCAAACCGGCCUCAGGGGCCCCCUCUGGGGGGCCCCCAAGCGGGAGGAACCCCUUGGCAGGGAGGCCUGCCCUUUGGGAACCGUCUGGCUCUUAUGGGGCCCCCAGCGCCUCGCAGUGUAGAAGACGACCCCUUUGCUGAUUGCGGACCGCGUGAUCAGCAAGACCACUGGCUGCGGCAACCCUCCCAGCAGACCAGCUCCUCAUCAACAGGCGCAGGGGCAGAGGUGCUGCCGGUACAGCUCCCUAUGGUAUUGGUACCCAGCCAGCAGGAUCGGGAAGGGAGAGGCCCCCACUCGCCGCCCAAAUCGCCAGAUUCAUCCAAUUGUAGCUCUUCUGGAGGCAGCAGCCAGGGCCCCCCCCCUGCUGCCCGUGGCACUCACAGCCCUGUCCAUGCCGCCCUUUGGCCAGAUACCGACACUCAAAGGAGCGCAGAAACCAACGCCCGCGACUCUUAUUCAUUCGCGGCUGCUUCUGCUCCAGUCAGCUGCCCCGCCUCUCCUUUCAACGAGUUUUCACCAUCUAUACACCCCUCCAGAUCCUUUUCUAAGGGUCAGUCUGCAGAGGGGCCUACUUGGCCAGGGGACUCAGAAACGCAGAGCGUGCAGCAGCAGCAGCAAAGUCACCAGCAGUGGCCAGGGCCAGUCGAGAAUCUCGCGAGCAGCGACAACAACGCUGCUGUAGACGGGCGACGGUUUUCCUUUGGGACCCCUUCAGAGAGGUCGACCUCCCAGCCGGAGCAAACCAGUCGACGGGGGGCCUCCCCAAGGCCGACUUUAGAGGGCAGAGCGUGGACUCGCAGCAAUUCAGGUGCUUCCGAAUGCAAAGGCUCCCCAGCUGUCUGGCCACAGGGCACCUACGGGGGCAUUAGUGAGGAGGCCCCCUUCGGGGGACCCCGUCGAGCCACCCCAUUCCCUGGGGCUCAAGGCGCCUCUAAUGGAAACACCCAAGCGUUCGGUCCAGGGGCCACCACUGACAAUGAGCUGUUAGAUAAAGUGCAUCAGCAGCUGGAUGAAAUGGCGUUUAAUCUUGACCUCUCGGAGCUGUAA
Messenger RNA from Cyclospora cayetanensis, 2526 nucleotides. Its product is annotated as proline-rich protein 36. The transcript has 8 exons. Gene Ontology annotation, molecular function: phosphatidylinositol binding; ubiquitin binding. NCBI's taxonomy places the organism in Eukaryota, Apicomplexa, Conoidasida, Eucoccidiorida, Eimeriidae. The record is from RefSeq and is a predicted model, not a curated record.